AGAAGGGAUCAGGGAUCGGUGCACUGACGUGAGAUCAAAGUAAACAGGGGGAAGAUGCUGCUCUUCUUCCGUAAGAGGAAACCCAGCGAUGAAGCCCGCAAACGUCUUGAAUAUCAGAUGUGCCUGGCAAAGGAAGCUGGAGCUGAUGAUAUCCUAGAUAUAUCCAAAUGCGAACUCUCAGAGCUUCCAUAUGGAGCGUUUUCAACCUGUAAAGUCCUGCAGAAAAAGGUGCUGAUUGCUCAUACAAAUUGCUUGACAUCUCUGGUCCCAAAGUCUUGCAGUCUCCUGUAUCUCAUAACUGUGAAGGUUUUAGAUCUCCAUGACAACCAGCUGACCUCACUUCCUGCUGAUAUUGGUCAAUUGACAUCUCUCCAGGUCCUGAAUGUUGAACGGAACCUGUUGAAGGCACUGCCCCAUUCAAUUGGGGAUCUUGUCCAGCUGCAGACCCUCAAUGUGAAAGGCAAUAAACUGAAGGAGCUGCCUGCUACUCUGAGCAACCUGCAUAGCCUGCGGACCUUAGAUAUUAGUGAGAACCAGGUGCGAGUGUUGCCGCAGGCGCUGGCUCACAUCCGGACCCUAGAGAUGCUGACUUUGGACGCCUUGUCCAUGACCUAUCCCCCGGACACCAUCUGCAGCGCUGGCACAGAAGCCAUCCAGCAGUUUCUGUGUGAAGAAUCUAGAAUUGAAUAUAACCCCCCAUCCCAGUAUUUACUCCCAGUGUUGGAAAGUGACGGAGGAGAGACCUCGGUGGACGGGGUCAGCAGGACAGUUUGUAAAUAUGCGAACAAUGAAGCCGAGUGGCAGAACAAAUUUCUGGAGUACGAGAAGCGGAAGGAGCAGAAAAUGCAGGAGAAACUGGAGUUUGAACGCUGGUUAGACCUGGAGCAGAGGGAGCAGGCGCAAUUGAUGCAGCAGAGCCAGAGCCAGAAGGGGGAAAUCCUCCAGAGCAUGAAGGCGGAGCAGAUGAAGCUGGAGCAGGGCCUGUCGCGACACCAGCAGCGCCUGGAAGUGGAGCGCAUGAAGCUGCUGGAGCAACUGAAAGACAUGGAGCUGGGGGUCACCAGCCGAAUCCAGAAGCUGCUAGAAGAGAACCAGAGGCAAAAGCAGAACUCUGAGAUUCUGAAAUCUCUGGAGAAUGAUCGGAUCAGGAUGGAGCAGCUGAUGGCCAUUACUCAGGAGGAGGCGGAGCAGCUACGCAGAAGGGAAGUGGCCUCGGCCAUGCAGCAGAUGCUGUCAGAAACGUACAAGAGCAAGCUUGUCCAGGUGGCCUUUGAAUCACGCCGGCAAGACCUUGUCAACCAGACUUGUACCAGUUUAGCGAAGAUGGACGAGCAGUUGCAGCAAAUCCUGGCUUGGCAACAGCUGGACCAGAACAAAGCCAUCAGCCAAAUUCUGCAGGAGAGCGAAAUGCAGAAGGCUGCCUUUGAAGCUCUCCAGGUGAAGCGAGAUCUUAUGCACUGCCAGAUCAGGAAUCAGAUUAAGUUAAUAGAGAAAGAGUUAUUGCAGCUGACACAGCUGGAGGUAAAGAGGCAGCAGCUGGACACAGAGGCACUGCAGGAGGCGGUAGCGGAGCAACGGCGAGCCCUGACCGACCUGUUGCAGCAGCUGCUGAAAGAGAAGAAGCAGCGGGAAGAGGAGCUGCAGGAGAUCCUGCGGGAGCUGGAAGCCAAGAGCGAAACCAAGCAGGAGAAUUACUGGCUGAUCCAGUACCAGCGCCUGCUGAACCAGAAGCCCCUCUCUCUCCGGCUGCAGGAGGAGGGCUUGGAGAAGCAGCUAGUGACAGUGCUGACCGACCUGUCGGCUGAGCAGUACUUGCCAAUCUUUGCUCAUCACCGGAUAUCGCUAGGAACGCUCUGCUCCAUGGCUCCCAGUGACCUGGCCAAGAUUGGAAUAACAGAAACUGGCCUGCAACUCUCCAUCAUCCGAAGGGCCCAAGAAAUACAUGCCGUGGCUAAAACCAUACCAGAGCUGUUGAAGCCAGAAUCAGCAGCAAUCCCUUGUGCUCCAGGGCCGAGUGAGGAGCCUUCUGCCCCUGAAGCCCCUUUGGCCCCACUGUUGGAAGAUCGGAACUGUGAGUGCGUGGUCUGUAUGGAGCAAGAGGCCCAAAUGGUUUUCCUGAGCUGCGGCCAUGUCUGCUGUUGCCAGACCUGCUCCGAGGCCUUACAGAUUUGCCCGCUCUGCCGCAAGGAGAUCGUGCAGCGCAUACGCCUCUUCCACAGUGGCUAGAUGCCAACACAGAGCACCACAGAAUGGAACAGCC
Messenger RNA from Euleptes europaea (tarantolino), 2260 nucleotides. RefSeq names its product leucine rich repeat and sterile alpha motif containing 1 (gene LRSAM1). NCBI's taxonomy places the organism in Eukaryota, Metazoa, Chordata, Lepidosauria, Squamata, Sphaerodactylidae. Gene Ontology annotation, molecular function: protein binding. The transcript has 25 exons. Bases 55 to 2226 code for a protein of 723 amino acids. The record is from RefSeq and is a predicted model, not a curated record.